AGCGCGCGGGACGUGCUGCCGCGUCGUCACCAGCUGAAUGGGCGGCUGCGGAGCAUGUGUAUGUGGCUGAGGCUGCUGCUCACCAGGGACGCGGAGAGUGCAUGCCUCUCCCGGGUCGGACCGUGAAGCCCGCGAGAACGUGGAGGCGGCGGAAGAGGGGAGGAGCAGCCGGAGACAGACCGGGCAUCCCUCUCAGGGGCUUAAGGGCCCCCGCUCGGCCGGGGUUAUGGCAUCGCUUACGGACCGAAUGCGAGGCAACGGACGCAUUGCCGCUGGGCUCCUGCUCAACCUGCUGGUGUCCAUCUGUAUUGUGUUCCUCAACAAAUGGAUCUAUGUGCACCACGGGUUCCCUAACCUGAGCCUGACCCUGGUACACUUCGUGGUCACUUGGCUGGGCUUGUACAUCUGCCAGAAACUGGACAUCUUUGCGCCCAAGAGUCUGCCGCCUUCCAAACUCGUCCUCCUGGCCCUCAGUUUCUGUGGCUUCGUGGUCUUCACCAAUCUCUCUCUGCAGAACAACACCAUAGGCACCUAUCAGCUGGCCAAGGCCAUGACCACGCCGGUCAUCAUAGUCAUCCAGACCCUCUGCUACAAGAAAACCUUCUCUACCAAAAUACAGCUCACGCUGAUUCCUAUAACUUUAGGUGUAAUCCUAAAUUCUUAUUACGAUGUGAAGUUUAAUUUCCUUGGAAUGGUGUUUGCUGCUCUUGGUGUUUUAGUUACAUCCCUUUAUCAAGUGUGGGUAGGAGCCAAACAGCAUGAAUUGCAAGUGAACUCUAUGCAGCUCUUGUACUACCAGGCUCCAAUGUCCUCUGCCAUGUUGCUGGUGGCCGUGCCCUUCUUUGAGCCCGUGUUUGGAGAAGGAGGAAUAUUUGGCCCCUGGUCAGUUUCUGCUUUGCUUAUGGUGCUGCUGUCUGGAGUAAUAGCUUUCAUGGUGAACUUAUCAAUUUAUUGGAUCAUUGGGAACACUUCACCAGUCACCUAUAACAUGUUUGGACACUUCAAGUUCUGCAUAACUUUAUUUGGAGGAUAUGUUUUAUUUAAGGAUCCACUGUCAAUUAAUCAGGGUCUUGGCAUGUUAUGCACAUUAUUUGGCAUUCUCGCUUAUACCCAUUUUAAACUCAGUGAACAAGAAGGAAGUAAGAGUAAAUUGGUACAGCGUCCUUAAUUGGAUUUUGGUGGAAAAAGGAAAGCCAUCCCAAGAAGAUAAAAGACGUUUAGUGUGCAAGUAAGUUACUUUCAAAGAAGAAGAAAAAACUAUAUUGCCAAAUUUGUUGAAUGAUGGUUUGCAAGAAGAAACACAAAGGAAAUUUUGUUGAUAAAUGUAACUUUCUCUUUUAGAAUACCUCUUAAACAAUGGUUCUUGCUUCUUUUCAAGGAUUGAUUAUAUGAAGUCUAUAGGAUGGCUUGGUUAAACCAAAUGAAACACAUGAAAUUAAAGUUCUAUAAUAGUGACAAAGGCACCCACAUCUCUGUGCUUGCAGAGGUGUCAUGGUUUUUAAGUGUUCCAGCCCUUCUAAGGAAGGACACAGAGGACUCCUCUCCUUGCUCGUAGGUGGCCCGCAGUGUGAGCUCUUUUGUAAUUUCAGCCAAAGUAUUCAAGUCAGAAGUUAAAUCAGGCAUUCCUGUUUUUGUUGGUUUAGUAUAACAUCCUGAUUAUUUAACUUACAGAAAUGAAAUAUUAUUUAUAGGAAACAAAGUAUAGGAGAGAAGACCAUGAGACAAAAUCCAAUUCUAAAAGUACCAUAUUCAUGGUAGAAAAUUGAUACAAGAAGUUAUAUGUUAUUCAGGAAACUACAGUUGCUACCGGUAUCCUCUUAUUUCUGAGCUCUCCGUGAACUCUAGGAACACUGUAUGAAGUCAAAACACAAAACAGCUCCAUGUUGAAGUAGUCCGAAGAGAAGACUCUGGAUGGAACUGAGCAGGUGUCUUAUCCCAUUCUCCUGGCCUCUUUGCGGCUUCCAUGUCGGUAAUUUCCUAACACCCCCUCCCUGCUGUCACCCCCUACCUCGCGCAUCGGAGGCACCCACAGAGCUUUCUUUGACAUUGAAGGGUCUGCAUGCAGUGAGCAGUGUUCGGUCUUUCUAUGGCGGCUGAAGAAAAUUUUCAUGCAACAAUUGUCAGGGCAAAUACUAUCCAAACAUUCAGCAGAAACUUGGUGAAAAUCUGAGGAAAGAUGUUUAAAGAAAAGUAGAAGAAUAAUAUUUAACCAGUUCUAUUAGUUUUUAAAGAGAAUUUUUUUAAAAAGUAAGGUUACCGGGGAAGUACAGAUUUUCACUUAAGGAAAUAGAGUGCCACAUAGUUACUUGCCUUCCCGCUUCUUGACACUGGAGGGCUGAAAGCCAUCGUUGUCAACUUCUCACAGGUAAUUGACUAAGACAGAUAACCCAUCUUGUAAUAAAUAGUUCUUUUUAAAAAUGUUACUUAUAAACUUUAAAUGAAAAAACAACUCUUAAGAGGACAAAGAGCCACGUGUAUAAAAUGUAUCUUUUAAGAUUUUUUUUUCCUGGCCUGUUGGAAAUGAAAAGCCUUACUGAAAAUCUAUUUUGACAGAAUUUUAGUUUAUCAGUCCAUCUGUUGUGUGACUAGCAUGUACGAUUUUCUGUUUUUGUUUUAAAUAUUCAUUGGUUCUGGGGCAUCUGGGUGGCUCAGUUGGUUGAGCAUUGCCUCUUGA
Suricata suricatta (meerkat) is the source of this 2674-nucleotide messenger RNA. It is a transcript of the gene SLC35E3, whose product is annotated as solute carrier family 35 member E3. Gene Ontology annotation, cellular component: Golgi apparatus. The transcript is spliced from 5 exons. NCBI's taxonomy places the organism in Eukaryota, Metazoa, Chordata, Mammalia, Carnivora, Herpestidae. Gene Ontology annotation, molecular function: nucleotide-sugar transmembrane transporter activity; antiporter activity. The record is from RefSeq and is a predicted model, not a curated record. Bases 227 to 1168 code for a protein of 313 amino acids.